AUGUACACAUAGACACAUGUACGUACAUAGACACACAUGUACAUGCACACACACAUGUACACGUACAUGUACAUACACGCAGACACAUGUACAGAUACACACAUGUGCAUACACACAGCCACACACACACAUCUCUAUAAAAAGUUGCAGUACUUUGUUGUUCACUCACAGAUCCGGGGUACUGCACACUAGGGGGAGGCAGUGAGCACAGCACACACUCCUUCCUUUGCUUUCACUGGGCUCAGCUAUUGAGCAGUCUGACGGCUCUCAGUGCCAAUGACAGAUCCAGCCUGAGCUCUGAGCCUGCUCAGCAAGACAGUCCUGGGGGACACACUCUCCCCCACCAUAAUUUCCACUCGCCGUUGGCGAGCAGGCGAGUGGAAAUUUCAAGGCCUAUAUAUG
Staurois parvus is the source of this 402-nucleotide messenger RNA. NCBI's taxonomy places the organism in Eukaryota, Metazoa, Chordata, Amphibia, Anura, Ranidae. The record is from the annotation of a GenBank genome assembly.